UGCCGUUUGAAUUUUCAGUUUCACUUCUACUUUCAGCCGAAGUGGGCGUAAAUUUUUUGUUUGUUGUGUCUUGCGAGUACUUUUUUCAGAUUCUAUUGAACACCCCCAUAAAAACAUUCUCAGACUCGGCGCUGAACGUUUGUGAGAGCUUUGAAAGUUCGCCAGCCUCCCGGUUCCCAAAUGGUACAUCAAAGUCAAUGUUAAACAAGCGCUUUUGUGUAAUCUGCAUACACCGGAGCGAGGUGCGAAUUUUAGGUGCGUAGAAGAAGAAACAAAACAAAGUGAAACAGUCGGCAAGUUCAUAUCACAUGUGUCGAACGCGAUUUAAUUAGCUGGUACCCAUCUCUCGGCAUGUAGUGUUGGAUAAAAAAAGAAGCAUAUUUGAAUAAAUGACGUGCCGUAUCAAUAUUGAGACGAAGUUUAUUGAUCUCCUGUGUCGGGGACAGAAAAUACACAAAAGCCAAUAGAGAGCAGAAAAAUGUCAGCUGACGCAGAGCUCUUUACCAUCCUGAACCGCCGGCAGCAGAUUAACGAUGCACUGGAGAAUGGCGAGGAGGUGAAACACUCCUACCGUGUGGUCAACAUCUACACCGAGUUUCACGAGUUCUCGCGGAAGGAGAUCAAGGACUAUCAGACUACCUUUUCCAAGUAUGACGUUGGCAAGGAUGGUUUCCUCGAUCUCGCCGAGCUGAAGAUCAUGAUGGAGAAGCUCGGUGCCCCACAGACCCAUCUCGGGCUGAAGGGAAUGAUUGCGGAAGUGGACGAAGACAAGGACGGCAAGAUAUCGUUCCGCGAGUUUCUACUAAUUUACAGAAAAGCACGCGCCGGUGAACUGGUUUCCGAUUCCGGUCUCGGUCAGCUGGCACGGCUCACCGAAAUCAAUGUCGACGAGGUCGGAGUGAAUGGAGCGAAAAACUUUUUCGAAGCCAAAAUCGAGCAGCAAUUGAGGACAAACAAAUUCCACGACGAAAUUAGGCAAGAACAAGAUGAGAAGCGUCGAAUGGAGGAGGAGCGGGUUCAUCGGCGGCAACAGUUCCAACAGCGGGCUGCUGUUUUCCAGUAAAGAUCCUUUUUGAAGAUUCCGUUCCUGGAGUGGUACACAAAAAAAACAAAGAUCGCGCGAUGUCAUGCGCUUCCCUUUAUGCACGAUCAAAGUGUGGGUUAUAUAGGAAAUUUCUGUAAAUGUGUAAAUGUUUAAUGUUAGUUUCAAAGUUAGUCAUACUAAGUUUAAAAUACUUUGACAAAGAGGUGAAAAAAUAUGUGUCAUUUUAAAUUUAUUGUUUUAUCGUCUUGAUACAGAAUUUUAUUCGAUAUUGACCUGUAAAGCUGGGAUUCCGUUGAAGCAACAUGUAGCCUGUGUGCGUCCCCUCUAUACAAUUGACGUGUCAGAGAGUGUCAACGGAUAGGCGUCUCAGUGGAAUCCUGGCCCCUCGAAACAUAUACUAUUCUUUCAAAGAGAAAUCAAAUGUGAUAUUGAAGGAAUCAAAGGAAGUGGAAAGCAAGCCUUAGUAGUUAGCAGAAGCUGAGCUCGAAGAAUCUUAGGUAGACGAAGGAGGGAGAAUGAAUGGCCAUAUUUUCGCUACUUUCCACAAUAGGAGGAGUAUGCGAUAGGAGAAAUUAUCUCAAUCUUUUAAUUUCUGUAUUAGAUUCUUUUCGAUUGUUAGUUAUAUAAAAAAGCAGUUUACUUCCACUCAAAUCGAACACUACGAACAAGUCUCUGUCCAUUUUUACCAAUACGAUGUAUUUUAUCGAUAGUAGGGAUUUAAGAGACACUGGAAGAAUAAAGUGGUGGAAAGGUUAGGGUAAUGAUGGAUUCGAAUGAGAUAGAUAUAUUUUUAUAGACAGGAUUUGCUGCGAGCCAGGAACUAGCGUGUGUGCAGAGUGAAGAUCACGAAAUGUAGAUAAAUAAGUGGGACAACACGUUUGAUAUCCUUAGGCUUUCAACAGCAAUAUUGUGUAGAGUUUAAGUUGUUUUUAUUAGUGGCUUCAACGUUUGAGAGUUACAAAUAAAUGUUACAAUCUUAAAAGCACUUGAA
Toxorhynchites rutilus septentrionalis is the source of this 2036-nucleotide messenger RNA. RefSeq names its product EF-hand domain-containing protein D2 homolog (gene Swip-1). Gene Ontology annotation, molecular function: calcium ion binding. The record is from RefSeq and is a predicted model, not a curated record. Lineage: Eukaryota; Metazoa; Arthropoda; Insecta; Diptera; Culicidae. The coding region runs from base 479 to 1063 and encodes 194 amino acids. The transcript is spliced from 5 exons.